AUUAACCAUUAUUUUUCUGCUGGAGCACUUUGUACUUUGUGUUGAAAAGUUAUCUAUAAAUAAAGUAUAAUUAUUAUUUAUAACUACCUUGUUAUUUAACUUGUAACUUAUAUUAUUGUAAGUUAAAUCAUGUAAGGAAUAUGAUGAGUCAGUAGAAUACAACAUGGUCUAAUACUAUAAAAGUUAUAGUUAUGAACUUACCAAUUAUAAUUAUUUGUAUUUAAAAUGGAGUGUGUUAGAAUAGAAUUCAGUCCUCUCCAUCUCCUGCACUUAUUUAUCAAAUAUACACAUUUAUUUUAAUAUUUACACUGAAGCCUAGCUCACGUGCUCUGGGGCUGUUUUCUGACCGGCUUUGCCGCACCCAACAGAAAGCUCCUAACACUACAUCUCCCAGCAAUGCUUGCGGCUCAGGGCGGAAGUGUCGUCCCUCAGAUACUUAUAGAGCCGCUUCCCAGGCAGCUGAAAUAGACCAAUGCGUAGCGGGGGUGAACCUGCCGAGGCAGCGAUGGGACGAGCACGGAGACCUGACAGCCUGCGCCGGAAUUUAGGCUGAACCGCAUCCCAUCGCGCCGGGAGGGUCGAACGGGUGUACGUGACUUCAUCCCGGUUGAUCGUCCCGGUCCCGUCCCGUCCCUCCAGAGGCGUCAUGUCUUUAUUCAUCCCCACAUUUACGCAUGGAUCCGGUGGAGUCGGCGCUGAAGUUGACGCGGCGGUGUCCUGUGGAUGUUGCGGUGCUCCGUCUCAAACUCGCCUAGGUGUGGGCGCUCUCGGAGGGGCUGCGUGCCUCCGUGUGCGGGACGGUGAAAUAGAUGAUAAUAAUAAUAAUUGUGUGGCAGAAACAGAAGGAGCGCGGGCUGAGAAGCAGAUAAAGGAAUUAUAAACCUCCCUGUGUGACCGAGGAGCUGUGAGAGCCGCUGGAGACAUUCUGCUGCUGGAGACUUUCUGCUGAACUGUUUUAUAGGUAGACUUCUUUUUUUUUUAUGCAUGUUUUUUUUUGGGGGGGGAUCACAAUCCAUUAACCUUUAAUCCGCACAUGCAUUUACGCCCUUAAAGUAUUACACGUUUCCCCCCCGUGAUGAACUGAGGCUAUUGCGGAUUAAAUGGACACUGUGUGAGCGUCACAUCUCAGCUGUCAUUCAUAAAUGUCCAUUUUUUUUCAAGUUCGAUCCCUCGCCAGAUGGUUAAACAGUAGAGCUUUAACCCCUUAGAUUAUAUAGUUCAGGAUCAGCCCUAUAAUGUAAUACAGAAUCACACAAAGAGCAACGCGACGCCAAGAUGUAACAUUAGUAGGUUUUUAUUAAUUAUUUAGCGCGUAAUCAUCCUGAACUUUUUCUUUUACCUUUUACGCACACCUCUCCAAUGCAUGAUCUGCAGAAGGUCACGUCUUUCUGCGAUAGAGUAGGCAGCGUGUAGGAACCAUUGACUUGUAUCAUGGCAGCAUGAAAGCAUCAAUGCACGGAUAAGGAAAGUUCUUGCAUCAUGCGCUUGUUUGAUGAAGUUGGUUUUACGCACCGGAAAGCAUGCGCUCCGAAAAUAUGAAGACUCGCUGAGCCCGUCUUCUUCUUCCUCUUCUUUUCUGUUCUGGAUCCCAAAUGCAUGGCUUUUUACGAGACAUUGCUGUAAAUCAUUUUUUUGUUCCGCCGAGCAUUUUUUGGGGGGUGAUGAUGAGGAUCCAACUGAGGUGAUUUUCUUCUUGCUGUGUCCCAUGCGUCUUUCUCCUCCUCCUCCUCCUCCUCCUCCCCCUCCAGACCUCUGGACGUUGUUGUGGAUUGACUUGCUGUGUAAUGCGAUGGGCUGCAUCCAGAGUAUCAGGUGUAAGCCCAAGAGUUUCCGAGACAGUGUCAUCGUCCUGGAGGUGAACACUUGCAUCGAUUCCAACCCCACCAGCAUCGACGAGUCUAACAGCGUGGUCCUGCGCUACCGAACGCCGCAUUUUCGCGCACACGCCCAGGUCCUGGUGCCGCCUGUGCCCUGUCAAGAGACGUGGACCAUCGGCUGGAUUCAAGCGUGUAACCACAUGGAGUUCUAUAAUACGUAUGGAAACAAAGGGAUGUCAAGUUGGGAGCUCCCGGACCUGCGUGACGGCAAGAUCCAGGCCAUUAGUGACUCGGAUGGAGUCAACUACCCAUGGUACGGCAACACCACAGAGACCUGCACCGUUGUCGGCCCCACCAAAAGGGACAGCAAGUUCACCGUUAGCAUGAACGACAAUUUCUACCCCAGCGUGACCUGGAGCGUGCCAGUCAGUGACAGCAAUGUGCCUCAGCUUAGCAGCAUCCACCGUGACCAGAGCUUUACGACGUGGCUGGUGGCCGUCAACCAGGCCACCUCAGAGACUAUUGUCCUGCAGACAAUCCGCUGGAGGAUGCGGCUCUACAUCAAAGUGGAUCCGGACAAGCCUCUGGGUCAGCGGGCUGUUCUGAACGAGCCUGUGAUCCAAGAGCAGCCCCAGAUCCUUGGCAAGAACGAGCCCAUCCUCGCCAACGCCAUGGUCAAGCCUAACGCCAAUGACGCCCAGGUACUGAUGUGGCGGCCAAAGAAUGGUGACCCCGUGGUGGUCAUCCCACCCAAAUACUGACCUGUUUCACUGACCAGGCUGGCCUUGGAUACUUCGACAGUAUCAUCUCUCUAUUUGUUCUCUUUUGUUUUGUUCCUGCUCUUCACCAGCUCUCACUGCUGUCGCCCUUCGUUGACAUUAAUGUCCGUCUAUUUUUUGCCUCUUUGCUCUUUUCUCUCUUCUAUUUUCAAAACAACGGACGGAGAGAAAACCAGGCAGAGGAAAGGCUCUGAGAAAAAGACCAGCUGAUGCUACAAGGGCAGGGGGAUGUACUUUUUAAAACUGGAGUGAACAAACUGCAACCAUUCUACCUUCAAACCGGGUCGGGUCUCACUGUGCUAAAUGAAGUCACUGACGAAAUGAAAAACAAGAGUAUUUCUUGUUUUUUUAUUUUGAACAUUUUUAUAUUGUGGCUGUUUGGGCCGAGCAAUGCAAGGUUUGUGAGUGUGGGUCAAGUUAUAGUAUUUACAUGACCAUGUCUUCGCACAUGCUCCAUACAUGGAUAUGCACAAACGUUGUGUUCAAAUACCAGUUGUGUUUCUAUUUAUGGUUGGGAGAGAGUGCAUUUUAUUUUGUUUGUUGCUGGCAAAAUGCAUUGGUUGACUAUAGAUUUUAGUAGUUUUUCAAAAAAAAACAAACAUGCAAGACAUUCAAUCCAUGCUGCCUUAAGUUUACAUCGCUUUCCACUGCAAACUUCUUCGCCUUAAACUAAGUGCAAUGCAGUAUUUUGCUCAUUUGUCCCAUCUCUUCCAGACUGUUGGUGCUGGCGUGUGUGGGUUUAGGACAGGAGAUAAAUCGCGUCUGACAUUUUGGAUUUUGUCGCAUUUACCUGACAAAUGCAUUGUCGAACAAGUGCAACCAGCAAUAUGUGUAGAAGCAGUUAUACAGUUGUGUGUUUCGAUUGCAUUACGCAGCAAAAGAGAUGCUAUGUGCAGAAAACACCUGUGAAGCAAACCCUUGUCGAUAGCACUGAGUACAUUCAACUAUACGUGCAAUAACAAACUGAGCAAAAGGUACUUAAAAGCACUCCUCAAUUAACCUCAUUCACUUUAUCCUCUUCAGUGGCAGCUGUUGCUUUCAACAUCCUUUCUCUUCAUCCCUCCAUCUCAGGGCCCCUUUUCACUUCCUUCCCUUCUCGUUUUUCAUCCACCCUGUCUCGCCUACUCGCGUGUUUAAUACUUUAAAUUAAAAAGACAGGGGGAAAUAACUUUUAAUCACAGCAGUCUGCUUUUCCCCUCACAAUCAUCCACAUUAUAUUUAUUAUUGUUGGCAGUCUUUAAAUCUGUAAAACUGCUUUUCUUUCAUCAAAAUCCAAACAUGUCUGCGUCUCAUGUAAAUGGUCUCUAUUUUUUGGCACUUAUCCUCAUCUGUAAUGUUAAUCUACACCGAUCUACAAUCUAUUCCUCCUCCCACUCCUCCUCUCCCUAGUCUCUUCUUCCCCUCUUUCCUUCUCUCACUUUUUAUCUGUUGUGGAGGCUGAAAAGCAGAACAGGAGCCGUUUGAGUUUGAUCCCGGCUGCUCGGUCGGCAUAUAGAUGACCCACUUCUCUGCUCUGCCAGUUGUAGUUCUCGCUGCGGAAAGGUGGGGCCUGUCUCCCUUUAUUUUACCGCCAGUGCACGCACACACACACACACACACACUAAACAAACAGCUCUGGUCUGCUAAAUACCAACAUUUAACGAAACAAUGCCCACUUAAUGUUCAUCUUUGGGCAUGGCUUCAGAUACAAAACAUCUUUUUUUAAAAAUCUAUUAAUGAAAACCUUUGUUAGAGUUUUUCAGGUUAAAAGCCAGUUUUAAAGGCUUAAAGAUACUAUGAACAUUUAUGCAAAGUUUCCUGUGUUUUGGCUCCAAUAUAAAAAAAAAAGCAUCAAAGUCCUAUCUGGUUGUGUGUUUCACAAAGAUUUGUAAGCUGCUGCUUCACUGUAUUAGCAUCUCCUUUCUAUGGAGUGAACAAAGCCUUCAAACUCGGUUCAGAAAACAUUUCUUUGAGUGUUUUUUAGGACAUUCUAUCCACUGCAACAUAACAAUACAGGAUUAUUGUGUAACUUCACUGUGUAGUACCUUGAUUUUGCUUAUAUUUCCACCUGGACUUUAAAAUCAUACAUAGAGUAAUACUACUUUAAGUAAUACUACAUUUGUUGCCUAUUUUGACGAAACGUUUUUGAGACCAUUCAAACAUUUGUGCAAAGACAACAAAAAUUGUAACAACCAUUGGAACGUGUGUGACUUCCAGUAUAAAUCUAAUGGUAGCUCAGUAGAAUGACAAACUCUAACCCUAACCCUGGCUAAAGGCUCCACAGACUUCCAUUCAGACUAAUGUCGUAUAUAAGUCAAAUAACAUCCAGCUGAACCAGAGCUCAAAGAUCAAAUCCAUCGAUGCACUCGCUCUCUCUGAGGAUAUUAUAAUUACAUUUAAGCCCACACAUGGCUUCAUCAGGCACUGCUCCUGCAGCCUGUGAUGCUCUGUGCUCCGGGCAGAGUCACGGGGGAACAACAGUGGUGAAGGGAGACGGAGAGAAGAAGUAAGAGGCUAGUGAGGGACUACUGUCAUAAUUAGAUCUGCAGUGACACACUUACACGCCCUACAUGGACUGAACCGUGCCGAGUCGUGCUGGGAAAGGCAAAGGCUAGCUGGAGUCAUGAGUGAGAUGUAAGCGAGGUCAAAGAGCAGAGGUCAGGGGUCAACGCAUCUGAAGCUGCCACUGUCCUAAACUGGGCCGCAGACAGUCGAGAGGUUGUGGUGGAGUGAUUAUGUAUGUGACAACACAUUGUGUUCGCUUAGAAAACAACUAUUGUAUCCUGAACUGCCUCGUAAUGUCUUCAUCCGACCUACGGACACCACGGAUGGUAUCCAAGCUGGACUAAGUGUAAUAUAAUUAAACCUUUCACACGCAUGGCCCCGCGUUCCCAACGUAUGUGUGUGUGUGUGUUUUCAUGCGAGUUGUGUGUUAAAUCCCAUUGGAGGGAUUUAGAAGGGAUGAGUUUCACUUAUGUACUUCUGCUGUUGUUGGGUCAUGAUUCUCUCUCUCUCUCUCUCUCACACACACACACACACACACAAACAAACGGGGCAGGACAGGGUACGUCCUUGUCAUAAAACAGGGAUAGAGAGCUCGGACGCAAACACACACACAGAAACACCCCGAGGGGAAAGGAGCAGGCCUGGUGCGGUAUCUGAUUGUCACAGCAGUGUCACAUUGGCAGAGUGUACUCAUUUAUCAGCCCUGCACGUGGACGGUCGAAGCACAUGCACAUGCUACAAAGCCAUAUGCACAAACACACCUGUCUGCUAACAAACAGGGAGUGAUGUAUGUGAUUCUCCCCGAGGAUUAACUACAGCGAGGACAUUUUUAUAUAAAGAAGAAAUGGAGGAACUGAGGUCACAGAGUGGGGGUGCCUGUCAACAUCAGCAAAUGUCUGAUGUUGAUGGAAAAAGGCACUAAUCGUCUUCUGUGUGCGUCUGUUAACUUUGCAUUAAUGAUUUUACAUUCGGCGAGAUGUCACAAAUGCAAUAUGCUUCCUGAAAUCAGCCACAGAAAAACAAUACUGCACAUUAUUGGUUUUUCCCUGUAUGGAGCACAAAAAGUGCCAAAAUUGGACAGCGCCAAAACUAUGCAGUGUAAUAUUGUAUUAUUUGAAGUUGUGAAUUCAAAAAAACCUCUUGGCACUUCAUGAUGGGCCUAAUUUCAUCAUUAAAUGCUUAUAGUAUAUUGGUAUUUCCUGAGAAAUAUCACAAAUGCAAAAUGUAGCCAUUAGGGAUGUUAUUCGUCGUAGCGUUUUCUGCUUGUACGGCCGUGCCAAGCGAUCAGACGCCUCCUCUCCUAAACCCACACCAUUACAGUUCUUCUGAGGGCUGCUACUUUUGCUCCAGCUCUUUAUUUAUUGGUUGAACCCUCGUGAGACAGUAACCUUUAUUUAAACCAAUAAAUAAUCCCUAGUUCACACUCAGGACCACCUGCCUUCAUUUCCUGGUUUUUAUUAUUGGUUCAAUCCCAUUAAGGAAAAAAAUGGAUGUUCCACAGGUCAGUUCAUCUCACUAUUCUCCUUAUUUAGGAAAAUAAACAACAUAAUUCAGUGUUUGAAAUACAACCUGAGAGAUGGUACAUAGGAUACUACGAGCAAAUAUGUUUGUUUUUUCAUUUAGUUUGGUUUGCUUUCUGGAAGUAACAGCACUGAAAUAGUUCAAGCAGUGUGUGUUUGUUUGUUCAGCUUUGACUUUUUACACCAAUACUUGAAAAUGGGUCAGUUCUGGCAAAUAUUUAAAAACUGUGAAAAUGCACAACAUUGGGGUGAACAACCCCUGAAAAAAUAUAUUAAAAAGUCUUUUUUCAAGAAUGAAUAAAAUGUACAAAUGUCA
Hippoglossus stenolepis (Pacific halibut) is the source of this 6916-nucleotide messenger RNA. It is a transcript of the gene fam78ab, whose product is annotated as family with sequence similarity 78 member Ab. The record is from RefSeq and is a predicted model, not a curated record. The transcript has 2 exons. NCBI's taxonomy places the organism in Eukaryota, Metazoa, Chordata, Actinopteri, Pleuronectiformes, Pleuronectidae. Bases 1493 to 2578 code for a protein of 361 amino acids.